Molecule: messenger RNA, 844 nt
Organism: Diprion similis
Lineage: Eukaryota; Metazoa; Arthropoda; Insecta; Hymenoptera; Diprionidae
Product: mitochondrial import inner membrane translocase subunit Tim10 B-like
Exons: 3
Coding region: 163-498 (111 amino acids)
Cellular component (GO): mitochondrial intermembrane space chaperone complex
Source: RefSeq, a predicted model, not a curated record
AACGCUCACGCAUAAAAUCAGGACUGAUCAGGACAGUGAGUUACAUAUGUAGGUUAUGUUGCAUGACACGAACUCCGUUGAACAAUUUCAAUCUCAAGAUUUAUUAUUGUUUGUAUUUAUCAACUUAGUAGCGGAGGCCGUGAUAAAUUUAUUCACCAAAAUAUGGAUUUAGCACAGAUAAGAAAUUUCAAGGAUUUCCUUUUGCUCUACAAUCAAAUAUCUGACACAUGCUUCAGACGAUGUACAAACACAUUUAAUUCCAGAGAUAUGGAUGUGGAUGAGGAAGCCUGUAUAAAUAACUGUGCGCAGAAACACAUAAACGCGAAUCACAGAAUAAUGGAAGUCUACAUGGAGGUACAACCUCUUUUAGUGAAUAAAAGGAUAGAAGAAAUGAAUGCUGCUCAAGCUGCAGCUGUGGCACAGCAGCAACAACUGCAGCAAGACACCCAAAUCACAGAAACUAGUCAAAGUUUACAACAAAGUCAGCCACUGGUCUGACACAUAAUUCAACCUGUCGUUUUACGUGAUUUAAUAUUUUAUAAUAUGAUAUGAUAUAUAUUUUACUUUACAAUGUCCACCUUUUUAUCAUAGAGCUUCCUUUAGGACCAGCGUUUUCCAAUCCGUGGCUCACCUUGUUAUGACCGUUAUGGCCUUUGUAAUGACCGUCAUUUGAAACAGUUAUCUCCUCCGGAAUGUCUUCUUUCUUACAGUGGGCUUGUGACAUUGUAUUGCAAGUAAUAUGUCAUGCGCCUUUCCCAUGUUGUAUGCAACGGUCGGCAGUGGAAUUAUAGUUAACUACUCUGUACAUAUUUUCAAUGUAUAAAAACUGAAUUUAUUCAUUCAA